This is a messenger RNA of Phasianus colchicus (ring-necked pheasant), 691 nucleotides long. RefSeq names its product protein C19orf12 homolog. Lineage: Eukaryota; Metazoa; Chordata; Aves; Galliformes; Phasianidae. The record is from RefSeq and is a predicted model, not a curated record.
GCAUGGAAGAAGAUUUGGAAAAGAAACAAGCUGUGAGAAGUACCUAAUUUAUGGCAAAAGUUAGCACAUAGAGAAGAUAUAUAGCAGGACCUUAACCAGCCAAGAUGCCCAUCCGUGUGGAUCAAAUGAUGCAACUGCUUUGCCGCGUUGCUCAGGAGAAGGAAAUGAAAGCUGCUGUGAAGCACUCUUUUCGAGGAGGGAUAGUGACUAUUACAACUGCCUUUGCUGGGGGUUUGCUUGGAGGUCCACCUGGGCUUGCUGUAGGAGGAGCCCUCGGUGGACUGCUUGGUGCCUGGAUGAACAGCACAAAAUUCAAGCCAGUCCCUCAGAUUUUAAGGCAAUUGCCUCCUGCCGAGCAGCAGAAACUCUACAUUGAAGCCAUUGCUGUACUCCAGAGUUUAGACUGGUCUGAUUUUGCUCGACUAACUGCUGUUGUAAUGAAUAGUCAUCUUCUGCAGCUGCAGUUGGCUAAACUACUGGAAAAUUACUUUACCAGAGAGCAGAGUGCAGUGAUAAAGUACGGAGCAUAAAGCUUUUCAGAGCAGAUUUAUACGUUGUAGGGAAUUUUACUCUGACAGUUGUGAUUCUUCAGUGUGUUAAUUAUUAGCAUUAGUAUUGUCAUUGUAGCUUUUGUUUCUCAACUGAUUCUGAAUAUCCUCUGUCUUCAUUAAAAUAUUCCUUAGAAGCAUCA